Messenger RNA from Erinaceus europaeus (western European hedgehog), 451 nucleotides. RefSeq names its product ribosomal protein L36 (gene RPL36). Gene Ontology annotation, molecular function: structural constituent of ribosome. The coding region runs from base 92 to 409 and encodes 105 amino acids. The transcript is spliced from 4 exons. Gene Ontology annotation, biological process: cytoplasmic translation. The record is from RefSeq and is a predicted model, not a curated record. Gene Ontology annotation, cellular component: ribosome; cytosolic large ribosomal subunit. NCBI's taxonomy places the organism in Eukaryota, Metazoa, Chordata, Mammalia, Eulipotyphla, Erinaceidae.
CUGGGCGGCACUUCCGGCCGGAGCGUAGAUAUCCCAGAGUGCAGCGCGGCCCCGCUCCUUCCGCCCAGGCAGUCCGAGCAGAGUGGCAGCCAUGGCCGUGCGCUACCCGAUGGCCGUCGGCCUCCACAAGGGCCACAAGGUGACCAAGAACGUGAGCCAGCCGAGGCACAGCCGCCGGCGCGGGCGCCUCACCAAGCACACCAAGUUCGUGCGGGACAUGAUCCGCGAGGUGUGCGGCUUCGCCCCGUACGAGCGCCGCGCCAUGGAGCUGCUCAAGGUCUCCAAGGACAAGCGCGCGCUCAAGUUCAUCAAGAAGCGGGUCGGGACCCACAUCCGCGCCAAGAGGAAGCGCGAGGAGCUGAGCAACGUGCUGGCCGCCAUGCGCAAGGCUGCGGCCAAGAAGGACUGAGCCCCCCACCCCACCCCCAAUAAACGCUGCGUGUGUCUCGGU